Molecule: messenger RNA, 1578 nt
Organism: Gossypium raimondii (Peruvian cotton)
Lineage: Eukaryota; Viridiplantae; Streptophyta; Magnoliopsida; Malvales; Malvaceae
Exons: 2
Coding region: 81-689 (202 amino acids)
Source: RefSeq, a predicted model, not a curated record
UUUAAUUUUAUUUUACUAUUAUUGAAAUUAGUAUUGGAGAAAUGUGACCCUUUUACUACAAUUUGAAGUAUCUUGCAGUAAUGGCUCAUCUGCCUUUAAUUGCACAAAGUGUGAGACGUAAAAAAAUUGGUAUUGCAUUGACAAUAUGGUUGCAAAUCUGUAGAAUUGCAUGUUGGUUCUUACUUACAUUGGGUGUCAGCCAUAGCCUACAUACUUAUAGACCAAGGAUUAGAUCCUAUAUUUUAGAUUUUUAUGCAAAGCGGGAUUAUGUGAAAAGGCUUAUAUAUGCUAGUGACGAGACUUGUAUUGAACAAGUUAGGAUGAAUAGAUUUGUCAUUUUUAAACUAUGUAAGAUGUUAGAAACAUUAGGGGGAUUGAAGUCAUCAAGGAACAUGCUUAUUGAUGAGCAACUGGCAAUGUUUUUACAUAUUAUUUCCCAUCACCUUAAAAAUCGAGUUAUCAAGCAUCACUUAACUAGGUCCGGGGAAACUGUUAGCAGAUCAUUUCAUAGUGUUUUAAAUGCUGUCAUACGCUUACAAGAUGUGUUAUUUAAAAAGGCAGAGCCAAUUACAGCUAAUUCUUCAGACACAAGGUGGAAAUGGUUUAAGGUGCUCUUGAUGGAACCCACAUUAAGAUUAGGGUUCCAACAGUUGAUAAAGCUAGAUAUCGAACGCGAAAAGGUGACAUAGCAACAAAUAUGCUACGUGUUUGUACACCUAAUAUGCAAUUUGUUUAUGUUCUUCCUGGUUGGGAAGGUUCUGUUGCUGAUGGACGGGUUCUUUGAGAUGCCAUUAGUAGGAGACAUGGGCUAAAAGUUCCUCAUGGUAAAGUGGAAAGUUAGAGGACUUUGAGUUAAUUUGUAAAAGUUCAAACUUUUUUUGGUGAAUUAAUCAUUUAAAAAAAGUUUGUUUUUAUAGGUUGUUAUUAUCUAGUUGAUGCUGGAUACACGAAUUGUGAAGGAUUUCUUGCACCUUUUAGAGGACAACGAUAUCAUUUGAAUGAGUGGCAUCAGGGUUAUCAGCCAAGAACUUCGGAAGAAUUUUUUAAUAUGAAACAUGCCUCAGCACGUAAUGUUAUUGAAAGAUUCUUUGGGUUAUUAAAACUUAGAUGGGGAAUACUUAGGAGUCCAUCAUUCUAUCCUGUAAGGAUGCACAAUAGAAUCAUUAUUGCAUGUUGUUUGCUCCAUAAUUUUAUUCGAACCCAUAUGAGUAUUAAACCUAGUAAUGUGGUAGAUGACGAUGAACCGAAUAUCGUAAGUAUUCAUCCAUCGGAUGCAUGGGCUACUUAGAGGAUGGAACUAGCUAACCAAAUGUUCGAUGAAUGGCAAGCAUCUAGAAAUUAGUUAGGUUUAGGGACAAAAUGAGUUUGAGUUAAUUUGUUUAUGUUAUUUUAUGUAUCUAGUUUGUGAAACUUUGGAGGUGUUUGAAUUGUUUUUUGUAUUAUACUAAACCUGUUGAAUUAUAAUUUAAUUUAUUUUCAUUUGUCAUGUGUUAUAAUUUUAUAAAAUGUUGAGCUUUUGAUUCAUGAUAUUGAACUUAAUUUUAAUUUUAUAAAGUGCUCACCUUUUGAUUCAUGAUA